Messenger RNA from Trichophyton rubrum CBS 118892, 1479 nucleotides. RefSeq lists its product as uncharacterized. The record is from RefSeq and is a predicted model, not a curated record. The transcript has a single exon. NCBI's taxonomy places the organism in Eukaryota, Fungi, Ascomycota, Eurotiomycetes, Onygenales, Arthrodermataceae. Bases 657 to 1055 code for a protein of 132 amino acids.
GAAACGAUGGUGAAUUUGAGCGAAGAAUGCAGGCAACUCGCCUCUCCCGGUGCUGUUAGCUUUACCUUCUCUAUGUAAGUCAAUAUCCGCUUCUCUUUUGUCGGCUGAAGAACCGCGGCUAACUUAUUCGCAACGCUUCUCUACCGAUCUAGACUGAUCUUCCUCGGCAUCUUGCUGUCAUAUCUACCCCAACACUACCGUAUCAUUUCACGGGGCACCUCCUUUGGCAUAUCUCCCUAUUUUAUACUGCUGGGCACAACGUCGGGGACAUUUGGGUUUGCAAACAUCCUUGUUCUCCCGAAAAGUGCUCGCGAUAUCGCCUGCUGCCGUGAUAUCAGUGGCUUUGCCUGUUUUGCCGGCCUUUUAGGCAUAUUGCAGGUUGGGGUCCAGUCACUAUGUUUUAUCAUCUUGUAGGUUCUGCUCUGGAAAGGCCAUUAUGCAGUUGUACUCUUGACUAACUUUUGCAUCUUAGCCUUAUUCUUUUUGUUGUAUAUUUCCCCCGAACGCCCCCAACCCCUGUUUCGACAUCCACAACUCCCGAAAAAUCACAUAAUUUCCGGACUGCUCUCACCGUAGGAGCAUUAUGCCUUGUCCAUGCCAUCGCUGUGAUCAUUCUAGGCUUUACGGUCGUCUUUGGCUAUCCAUCUACCCGGCAGAUGUGGGCGAAUAUCCUCGGUGUCUCUGCCACCAUCCUCUCUUCCAUCCAAUACUUUCCACAGAUAUACACCACCUGGCGACUACGUCGGGUAGGCAGUCUGAGUAUCCAGAUGAUGUGCAUCCAGACCCCCGGUGCCAUAGUCUGGGCCAUCAGCUUGGCCGAGAGACUGGGCAUGGAAGGGUGGAGCACCUGGGGUGUUUACGUUGUAACUUCGAUGCUGCAAGGUACCCUUCUAAUCAUGGGCGUUUAUUUCGAAUACGUUAAUCCCCAGAAACCAGAGCUCGAGGCCGGAGCCAACAAGCCAACAGAACCCAACGGUCGUUCCUACGGCACCAUGAACGGCGCCGAUGCUCAGGAUGAUGCGAUCUCCGAAGAUACCCCUCUCCUACAAGGUUGACCCCUUCACACUACUUUCUGAUGCAAAAGUCAUGUUUUCCAUUUCGUUAGCAAGCCUAGCCUUACACUUUUUUUCAUUCCUUUCCAGAACGUCUCCUUUUUCUUUCAACAUCCUAUCAUAUUUGACACUCAUUCUGGAAAUCUUGUUUCAUUACUCUGGUAGCGGUGAGUCUCUUUUGUACCAUCCCUUUUUGAUUUCUUUAACCCUCCCCCUGUCGAAACCCCCACUAUUUUCAACGGCCAUACAUACAAAAUAAAAAGAAAAGAAAAAGUAAUGAAGGACAGGAUAUUAUAUUUGGUCCCUUUUGUGUGACUGGCUUGGCCCUGUCGGAGGAACAUAUCACAUUUUGGCCCUACAGACUUGAAACACCAGCAGGACACUGACCCUGGCUCAAGUUACCCAAACACUUCCACAACUUGGCCUA